Molecule: messenger RNA, 2445 nt
Organism: Malurus melanocephalus (red-backed fairy wren)
Lineage: Eukaryota; Metazoa; Chordata; Aves; Passeriformes; Maluridae
Gene: CEP41
Product: centrosomal protein 41
Exons: 7
Biological process (GO): protein polyglutamylation; cilium assembly
Cellular component (GO): ciliary basal body
Source: RefSeq, a predicted model, not a curated record
UUGUCCUCUCUGUGUUUUGUUUUUGAAGAUUACAGAUAUAAAAAGGAUGAGCUGUUUAAAAGGCUGAAGGUGACAACUUUUGCCCAGCUGGUCAUCCAGGUGGCCUCUCUGUCCAACGAAACCUUGGAGGUGACAAAUGAGGAGCUCCAGAAGCUGCAAGGUGACAACAUUAAAGAUCCUGAGGCUGCAGGGGAAGAUGCAGCGGGGCCAAACAGCAAAGGAAGCUCUGAGGGGACCCCCAGCCCCAUCCUGUUCCUGAACAACGCGGGAGCCGGGGAAUCUCCUCGCUCCACGCUGCAGAGGUGCCUCAAAACAACUCCAUUUUCUUCCUGUGCUAACAUGGGAUUAUUCCAACCCACAGCUGCUGAUUUUAAAUUGCUGCUGAGUGGUUUUGUGUUGUGUUUCUUAUUGAAGCCUGAGAGGGAGGGCAUUGACAAGUUUUCAUCUUAUUCCUACCCCAUUGCAACGUUGUCAAGAACUAUGAAUCCGUACACGAACAAUAUUCUGGAAUAUAAAAACGCCCACGGAAAAAUCAUCAUCGUGUACGACAACGACGAGCGCCUGGCGAGCCARGCAGCCACCACCAUGUGUGAGAGGGGCUUUGAGAAUCUCUUCAUGUUAUCUGGGGGUCUCAAAGUCCUGGCCCAGAAGAUCCCCGAGGGGUUGAUCACCGGAACCCUCCCCGUGUCCUGUCAGGUGGUGGCACCCUCGGGAUCCUCCCGCAGGAAAACAACUCCCAGGGUGCCACCCACGAGAGCUGAGAACAAAUGGAGAUUCUCUGCUGAUGAUCUGCAGAAAUUAAAGCAUUACUUGGCCGAGGAGCACGUCCCUUCAGAUGCUGCCAGCCGCCUUACCCGGGGUUUUUCCAGCCACGAUUCCAAACCCUCAUCCGUGAGGAGCAAUCCCAGCCUCACCAGCUCCAGUGGCAACGCAGGAUCCCUGAGCAGCCGCACGCACAGCAGGACCAGCGUCCAGAACAGACCCUGGAAAUAAAGGAGUGUCCAGGUUUUGGGAAUCCUGAGCAGUGCAGAGCCCCUUUGUGGUUUUAGGAAUCGGCAGGGAAAAGCAGCCGUGGUGAGAAGUGGCAGCUCGGGUAAGGCUGGGCAGCUGGGAUCACGGUUCCUGGAGGCAGGAAUGGCAUCUCUCGAGGUGCUGGGCAGGAUUGAAGUGACAAAAAUGUGUUUUUAGGGGAGGGAGCAAACUGGUAGCAAAGUGUGGGACCGGUAGAAACUGUUCCACAAAGCUUUUAGUCCUGCUGAGGGAAUUUUGUGUCUGUAACAUUCCUCAGAGCUGCGAGGGUGAACAGAUCAGAAAUCACCCAUGAGCSCAAACUUUGGUGUUUUUAGCAGAGAUAAAGACAUUCAGCAACUUGCCAAAAGCGAGGGAAGAUCCUGGGAAUGUUUUUUCUUUUUUUUUUUAUUUAAUUAAAUUAUAAUAAUGAACAGAGAUAUUUGUAAUAAAAGUGUUUUCGGAAUUGCUCGGUUGGUGCUGUGACGGUCGUGCUUGCUCGUGGACACUUUGUGAAUAGUUGUGUCUUUUCCAAGGUGAACAGAAGGACAAUAACUGGAAAUUUAUUCCCUUUGCCAGAGGUUUUUUUAGGAGUUUCUUUAAGGUUUAGGGUGGCUGAAGGGAAAUUUGCUGCUGCUGCCUCACCGGGGUCCCCAAAACCCAACAGGGGCCUGGAAUCUGGACAUGAACAGGGUGGAAAAGGAGUAGCAGAGUUUUCCUCAAAUUGGUGCUUCUGGAUAACCUGGGAAUGCUGAUUUUCCUGAGCUCUGGGAGACUUUGGAGGUGCUUUUGGAAGGAUUCUGCUCUCCAGUUUUUCCAUCUGGCGUUGCUGAGCCUGGCCCAGCUUUGGUUAUCGUGACAUUGUGGGAUCUGUGUGUAUUUUUGAAUUCUGGUGGUUUUCCCCUCUUUUUGAAGCAGACAAUCUUCAACACCCCCCAAAAUUCCCUGGUGAUUUUGGGAUAAAUCUGGUACAAGGACAAAAAGCAGAAGAAAUGGCCCAUCAUUUCCAGUUUGGCAGCUGAAGACUCAACACCCUGAGCACAUUUAUCAUUUAUUGUGUCUCUGAGUGUGAAAUCAGACAACUCUGACUGCAGGACUGGUUGUUUCAGUCUGACAAGCUCCUGCUCRUGUGGGAAUAGAUUUUCCAGCUCCGUGAGCUCUUGGAAGUGUCAUUGAAUUGGAUAAAAUCCUGAUUUUGGUACCCAGMUGUGGGAGACAGAUCCAGAAUCCCUGUGCUGUGUGAAAACUGCUGGUGAGAUGGACAAAACUGGCCUGAGUUGUUUGAGAUCCUCCAAAUCCAAGGAAUCAAAGGAAGGACUGAAUGUGCUUUCCCACCAUCUUGAUGGAUUUGUGUGGAUUUGGACUCUCGGUGUUGUYGGGAGCAGAGUCAAACUCUGCAGAGGCUGAGAGGUUUAAUUUAAUAAAAUGUCAAUUAYA